UUCAUUCGCCGCGCAAACGGCGCAACGCGAAAUCUACAUCGACCGGCCUAAGUGACAUGGCGUUACUUUAGCGCGAUUUAAUUCCGAUUUCUUUUGUAUAAAUCCCAAAGAAGUACGCUGUUUUUGUAUCAAUCAUAGCCAUCAUAUGAACGCAUCAUGAGUACAUUGGAUAUAAAUAAAAUGGAGGGCGAGGAAGAAAAUAAAACGCCCGAUAAGAAACAAAUCGAGGCGGAAGAAAAGGAGGUAAUGUUGAAGACAGAGAGCGAGAACAAUGAAAUAAAUGCUGAAAUAAAGGCAGAGGGUGAGGGGCUGGUGAAGGCGGCGCUGUCACAGGAGGUCAUUGAGCAGGGCAGGGAGGUCAAACCCAAGUUUAUUCCCAUUGGUGCCAUUAAAAUGCCCGGGUUUUUCACCAGAAACUCUGACAAACCUAAGGACGAUGAAGUGAUUGAGAAGGAUGCGGAGAAUGAGAAGGCGGAGGAGAGCAAGCCCAAACGCAGCCACUUCCAGUUCCUGCACACAUGCCCCUUCACCAAGUUCCUGCACCACCCCACCCAGAAUGAUAAAGACGACCUGAUCGUGGGCGCGGUGGUGCUGCUGGUGCUGUUGGCCGUGGUGGUCGGCGUCAUCGUGGGCGCCAGCGCCGGGCCGCCCGCGGAGCGCCCGCUGCGGCUCGGCCGCUACAUGACCACGCUCUCCUCCUGCGGGCCCGUCGAAGGUAUCUUGGAUGAAGGCGUGUACAAGUUCUACAGCAUUCCUUACGCCGUGCCGCCCAUCGGAGACUUGAGGUUCACGUAUGCUCAGCCACUUAAUAACAUAUCGCUGUGCUGGAAUGGCACUCUUCAAACCCACAAGCCUGGGCCGCUCUGCAUGCAGUUUAAAGAAAACGAACGAACUAUUAUAGGCGAAGAAGACUGCUUAACGCUGGAUGUGGUCACUCCUCACGUCAGGUACGAUUCUCGUCUGCCGGUGGUCGUUCUGAUAGGAGCCGACACCCUUGCCGGCGGCAUCAGUCCCGCUCAACCGUCCGCUCUGUACGCCCGCACCAAGGAGGUGGUUUUCGUGCGACCCAAUUUCAGACUCGGACCCUUCGGGUUUUUGGCUCUCGACAUUCUUUCCAAAACCAAAUAUCCGGAGACCUCGGGCAACUACGGCCUGAGCGAUCUACUAGUCGCGUUACGAUGGGUGAAGUUGAAUAUUCAACACUUCGGCGGCGACCCCGACUCCGUGACGCUGCUUGGGCACCGCGCCGGCGCCACGCUCGCCGCCGCGCUCACCACCGUGUCCAAAGCUCAGAAGUUGUACUCUAGAGCUUUCCUUUCUUCCGGCUCCGUCAUAUUCCCCGGCAAACACCUGAAAGAUUCAUACCCACUAAAUGAGGAAUUCAAACAGAACAGCAAAUGCAACGACGCCGCCUGUCUACGCCGCAUGAAGCCGGAGGCGGUGAUGACGGCCGUGCCGGCCUCGUGGCUCGGCUCCGACGUCGGCUCGCUUCCGAAGACGAACGAGAUGAAACACUCCUGGCUGGUAAUGGACGGCGUGUUCGUGACGCGCCACGCCUUCGAGGCCUGGGACGUCCAGAAGGAGUCGAAAGAGACCGGAAAGGAGCGAGCGUUCAAGCCGAUGGUGUUCGGAACGACGGCGCACUCGGGCCACUCGGACCUCCUCCGCAUGAAGCACCUGAACUGGACCGCCGAGCACGUGGAGAGCGUCGUCAACGACAGCGUGCUCGGCGACAAGAACCUGACCGGCGCGGUGUACGGGCACGUGAACAGGACGUACGCGGGGCUGGUGGAGCUGGUGUCGGCGGUGCGCACGCUGUGCCCGCUGGUGAGCCUGGCGCGGCUGCGGCUGGGCGCGCCGCUGUACGUGGUGACGCGAGCGGGCGCCGGCGCGGCGGGCGCGGGGCUGGCGGCCGUGGACGCGGACCUGGAGGCCAUCCUCGGCACCUUCGACUCGGAGGUGGUGGAGCAGCGGCGCUUCAUGGCCGCCAUGCAGCAGCUGUUCUACUACUUCGUGUGGAACGGCCGCCUGCCCGCGCCCGAGACCGGCCUCAUGGAGGUCGGCCAGGACGUGCUGCCGCUGCACGGCCUGCCGCUCUGCGACCUGCUCAUCAGAGAGGACAUAGUGCCGAGGUAUGCUCACGUCGAUUAGUCUCGCGUGGAUCGGGGCUCCACAAUCCUUUGAUAAAAAACACUUCGUAGUUCUCAGUCGUCAGCGUCAAAAGGGUUGGGAGGCCCUGCUCAAUUAUUAUCCUUAUGUUUGUUGCGUUGUCUUAGCUAGAAAUCACAGUCAGGCGCUGCUUUAAAGAAUCAUUUUUUAAUUUAAUACACGCAUGAAAGUAAGCACCUAACUUAAAACGUUGAUUUGUUUUCCUUAACUUGUCUGUAAAUGUGAAAGCAGGUCAUCUACAUUGUACUAUAUACUAAUACGAUUAGGUACUUACAACGGCCAUACACUAAUGACCAGUAGCUAAUAGCUAGCCGUAUUAGGAUUUUUAUCUUAAAUAGUUACAAAAUGAAAUUCCAAACCCCAAUGAGACUGAUAUCAUUAUUUUCAUUAAAAUACUCAAAAUAUUGAUCUCCGUAAUUUACCAUUUAUUAUGUGAUUUGUAAUUUUUCACCAGUGUUAAGUAUUAAGUAUGACUUUCGCUUAAUUAUUAAAGGAUCUUAACGAAUCUACAUGUAAUGUAAUUAGCUCUAAGAUUAAUUUGUAAGGUCCGAGGACGCCCAUCUAAUUCUGCAUAAAACCAAAGUAUUUUGAAUAAGUUGUCACGUAAGAUGUAUUUAUUAUAGUAAUUUUAGCUUUUUUGUGGUUGAUAUAUGACCAAAAAGUACAAUAGCACCUAGUCACGUGUUAUCAUAGUUAACAACAGUCAUAGUUCUUCAGAAGCUAGUUUUAUUUAACUACACGAUCUUGUUGGCAAGUAUUUCCUAAUAAUUAAACGUGCAAAUAACUAGUCAAUUUUUAGAGACAUUUGUCUCUAUAAAUAACUAUGCAUUAAAUUGACUGUUUACAAUUUAGGUGUACGGUAAAUUUUGGUAGACUACAUAUUAACUUACCAAACAAAUCGAGCAUUGGAGCUGGUAUUGAAGGGUGUCCUUGGGUAUACAUACAUGCAUGUUUGUAUGUCUGUGUCCAUAUCUACACAUAGUUAAUGAAUGUGAUUUGAUUUUAAGUCUGAUAAUUCCAAAGAGUGAUUUUUUUUGUACACUAUAGGUAAUUUAUGUUUUAGUUCAUGCUUAGAUAGAGUAUUUGUAAGAAUUUGUACUUGUGUAAAGGGUCAUGAUGACUUAAACAUGUCGUUGUGCUCGCAAAUGCUGCAAUCAUAGAAGUAGCACCCUAUAAAAGUGGUAUACGCGUGCCUCUGUGAGUAAAAACACGUUUUAACGUUCCUGACAAUAUACCCAAGAACCAUCUACGUAAUUCGGUCGGGUUAUUUGUUGCCCACCAUAAACCAUACUAAAUUUUUGGUGGGGAACAAACAAAAAGUGAGACUAUGACAAGGACAAGCAAUAAUACCGCUUUCUCUGCUACUCCUACUGAAAGUUCCAUAAGUGCAUCUCGUUCGGUCAUUUGGCCCCUCCCCCAUGUUCUCUCUAUAUUAUUGUACCUCUAUGACUGCACGUCAUCAUGACGGCUUGCGUGUGCGCGACGUGCAAUGUUGGAACCGAACACGUCACGCAAGCGGUGUGCCCUCUCUCAUAAGGAUCUGUAUACUACAACGCCGCACGUGCACGUCACGCCCACGUAGACGGUGUGCACAGGCCUUUAGGAAUAUUUGGUACUUUGCUAGCACAACGACACGAUGUCUGUUACUCUCAUUCUCUUGCCAAAUAAUUUGGUUGCACUAGGCAGCUUGUUGACAGCUUUCGUAAUUUUGUAAAUUUAAUUAAUAAAUGAAAUCUUAAGACUGA
Molecule: messenger RNA, 3914 nt
Organism: Cydia fagiglandana
Lineage: Eukaryota; Metazoa; Arthropoda; Insecta; Lepidoptera; Tortricidae
Gene: Nrt
Product: neurotactin
Exons: 5
Coding region: 157-2151 (664 amino acids)
Source: RefSeq, a predicted model, not a curated record